Meloidogyne enterolobii is the source of this 1617-nucleotide messenger RNA. NCBI's taxonomy places the organism in Eukaryota, Metazoa, Nematoda, Chromadorea, Rhabditida, Meloidogynidae. The record is from the annotation of a GenBank genome assembly.
GGAAAUUUUUUAAAUAUUAAAGCAUUAGACGCAUCUUCCUCCUCGUUGUCCAUGCCAUCGAGGAAUCCGUAUUGGGCAACAAGUCAUGAAUGGGAUUUGGCAAUGGGAAGGUCUGAUGAUGGUGGACAGCAGUCUCUGAACAACAUCAAUUCCCAACAACAACUACAGCAACAACAGCAGAAUAGUGCUGCUUAUUAUGAGCAAAUGAUCGCAGCUGCUUCGGCUGCAAAUGGGAGUGGACAAACUUCGGCUUGGUACCCAACACAAAAUUAUGUGGGUUAUUAUGGACUAGGAGGUGUUCAAAGAGUUGGAGCUGCACUUAAUGGAUAUCUGGGAUCUCCUUAUUCUGGUGUUUAUCCGCACCAAGCUGUAGAUUAUUAUAAUGCGGCUGCUGCCUCAUUUCCUGGCAGUUAUUAUGCAGCAGCAGCAUCAUCAGCAAAAGCAUUAGCUUCACAUUAUGGUCAGCAACCUCAACAACAUCCACAAAAUUACCCUGCCAUACUUUCAAUGAAUAACAGUAAUAAAUACCCUCCAACGAUAUUAAUGGAUCUACAAGCAAUCGCUACAGGGAGUGAAUUAGACACUUCCCCUCCAUUAAAUAAUGGAUCUGCUGCGGUUUCCUCACCUCCUUUGGAAACAAAUUCACACAAUAAUGGUGCUACAAAAUCAAGCAAAUCAAGAAAUAAAGGAGAGAAAUGUGGCGGGGCUACUUUAAAUAUAAAACGUUCGAAGAAAAAAAAGAUUUCAGCAAUUAGAAGCCAAAGCCAAGAAUUAAACCAAACACGAGUUUUUGUUUGGGAAUUGGAAGAUGUUUGUUCUAUACUUCCCCAAACUCAUUAUUAUAAAGAUCAGUUAGAAAUUAUGUUAAAUGAGGCAUUAUCUAAAGUGUUAGAGCACGUAUUUAAUUUAGAGAAUUUUGAUGAUUUUGAUCAAUCAAAUAUUAUGGAUGCUGAAAUGGAUGAAGCACUUCAUAAUGCUAAUCCCUCAAAUUCAUUUUCUGAUGAAUUAUCUAAUAAUAAUAUUCAACUUUCAUCUACCAAUCCCUCUUCAAUUCCAAAUUCUUCAUCUAAUUUAAAUAAACAAACGGGAAUAUCUUCUACAGAUGGAUAUAGAAAAUUAGCAGAAAAAUGUAGAAAUGUAAAGAAUGUUUUUGAGAGAUAUAGAAGGCUAUCUUCAUUUGCUGAAUUGUUAGAACAUUGUGGACUUCCUUCUACUCAAUUAAUUAAUCAUUUGGAUAAUAUUGAAAAAUUUCCGGAGGCUAGUAUGGCAUUAUUUAGGGAAUGCUUAUCUUUUAUUCAUAAACGAUCUCCAUUACUUAAACAACCUUAUGUUAAUGUAAUUCUCUCAUCUAAUCAAAUAGAGGGUGGAAUAGCCGGCGCUUUUGGCCGUUUAAUGUUGUGUAGAUUGGGGGAAUAUAUUGAGGCUGAAAAUGUUUUUUGUAUUACUCGAAAUGGAAGGGAAACUGUUUUUGAAAGAUUGAUAAAUCAAUUUCAAAAAAAAUUAAUUGUUUUUAUUUCUAAUAAUGAACAAACUAAAAAAUUUGCAGAAACGGUAAAUUUUAAAAGUUUAAUUAAGGGAAUUGAAAGAAAUAUUCAAAAACUUGGUGGUCUAAAGUAA